Molecule: messenger RNA, 4119 nt
Organism: Nakaseomyces glabratus
Lineage: Eukaryota; Fungi; Ascomycota; Saccharomycetes; Saccharomycetales; Saccharomycetaceae
Gene: HAP1
Product: HAP1
Biological process (GO): DNA-templated transcription; regulation of transcription by RNA polymerase II
Cellular component (GO): nucleus
Molecular function (GO): zinc ion binding; RNA polymerase II cis-regulatory region sequence-specific DNA binding; DNA-binding transcription activator activity, RNA polymerase II-specific
Source: RefSeq, a predicted model, not a curated record
AUGAACAACACGCCGAUGCCUCCCAUGAACAGCGCGGGCGUUAAUAUGAACAGCGCGAUGUAUGCGUUGCCUAUGCCGCAGGAUAACGCCGAUGUGGCGAAAAGUAGCAAAGACGCUGGCGCAAACAUGAACAAGAACACCAGCAAUAUCAAGAACAAAGAGAAGGAGAAAGAGAAAGUGAAGCGGAAGAGAAACAGGGUGCCGUUGAGCUGUACCAUUUGUCGGAGGCGGAAAGUCAAGUGUGAUAAGUCCCGCCCAAACUGUACACAGUGUGUGAAAACCGGUGUGGCACACCUGUGCCACUACAUGGAACAGGCUUGGGCUGAGGAGGCAGAGAAGGAAAUAUCGAAGGAGAUGGAGUUAAAACAGCUGCGGUCGAAGGUGAAGCAACUGGAGGAGACACUCUCCCGAUAUAACUCUCUGACCGAUGUGACCAGUGGACUGCACAUGAACACCGGCUCGCCAUACCCACAUAGCAGGGACUCGAGCUCAAACCCGACAACAGCAACUACUACAAAUAACAAUAGCAAUUACAACACAGGGACAUUCAAUAGCCCCGCCGUUCAUGACCCAAAGAUAAAGACUGAACAUAACGAUUUCGCAAAUAACGACUCUAUGACUGACGCUUACAUGAAUAGUAUAUUCAAAAAAUUUGAAUCCGACGAACUUGACCUAACGAGAGAAUUUGACAUGCUCCACUUAAAGAAAGACUACGGUUUGAUACAUCUGGGACCAACUCAUUGGUUGGCGAUCAUGAAAGGUGAUCCGUACUUGAAGCUGCUGUGGAAACACAUCUUCACUAUGAGGGAGAAAUUAGUUGAAUGGACUAAAAUGAAACAGAUGGGGAAAGUCUCUAAAUGUCCCAUCGAUCAUUCUAAAUUGAAACAAGGACAACCACAGAUUAACAAUGGUCAAUAUACUAAUGUCAAUGGAAAUGCGAUAAAUCCGGGCAAAUGCCCUGUGAAACAUGACUCAACACUUAGCCCUGGCAUAUCUAAAUGUCCCGUUAAACACGAAAAUGGAACAGAUAUGAAUACAAUUAACAAUUUGCCAAUGGGUCCAACCACUGCUGUUCAUCCUGGUGUAGGCGCCAAUCCACCUACAAGUGGUUGUCCGGUUCAACAUGGUGGGAACAGUUUUAUCCCGGGAUUUAUAGGCGGGCAUCAGCAAGCUAACAGCAAUGUCCCACAAAUGGAUGCGAAAGGAAAUUCGGCAGGUAUUGGCAAAUGCCCUGUGACACAUUCAGUGAAACAAGAAAAUGAAAAGUCCGCCUCGCCAACAUUACCAGAGGUUUCGCAACCAUCUUUCACCAAAAAGGAAGUCAUGGAGCAAUUACAAAGUUCUUUACCACCGCGAGGAAUUGUAAUAUUGUUCGUUAAUAAAUUUUUUGAGACCCUUUAUCAAUUGGCUCCUAUUAUAGAUGAAACUAAUUUCAAAAACCAAUUGAACAUCGUAUUCCCAGAACUGAAUAUUUUCGAGGGGCAUAAGGCUAAGGAUAAAACCUCCAGAUGUCCAUUCGAUCAUUCAAAACUUUCGACUAUUAAUAUCACGAAAAGUUCAGAUUAUUGUUUAUUAGGUAUGCUGUUGAUUAUUAUGCGACUGGUCUGGUUACAGUUACCUGCUAAUGUUAAUAUUUUAUCUUUUUCAGAUAACAGCAAAAUAACCAUGUCUACAGAUGACAAGCUGUUGAGUGGUUUUGAAAUCAAAACAGAACUAAUCGAAUCUCUGAAAACUCGUCUUAUUGAAUUUGAUGAAAUUUCUAGCGUAUCCAAUGCAAAUGUCACAAUUAGCACAAUUCAGUUUGCCAUUUUUUACAGAAUAAUACUGCUCUGCAAUACUAAUAACGCACCUUCUGGUGGCACCCUCAGUGCUUUAAAAACAGUUAAUAAUGAUAAUGAAACUCAUCAAGGUUUACUUUCAAGUAUUGUUCAAAUGGCUUUCAGUUGUGGUCUUCACAGAGACCCUGAUAAUUUUCCUCAACUAGUCACUGUCUUCCCCAAUCAGUCUGCAGAUAGCUCAGACUCAGCUGAUAAUAAAGACCAAUCAAGAAAUAGCACCAAAGGAAACUCAAAACACCAUAAAGAAAAUACAAUUGAGAGAUACAAACAUACUUGGAGAAAAUUAUGGUAUUAUAUCAUUUCAUUGGAUAUUCAGCAAUCAUUUUCUUUGGGUACUCCAAGACUUCUAAGAAAUUUGAAAGACUUUAGUGAUACGAAACUACCAUCUUCAUCUAAAAUUGACUACAAGAAUGAUAUCAAGGAACUGGUUAUUGUUAAAAAUUUUACCCUGAUUUUUAAGCUAGAUUUGUGUAUCAUGGCAGUUCUGAAUCAUAUUCUGAACUUGUCUAUUGCUCGGAGUUUGAAGAAGAAAGAUUUAGAUUCGCUAAUAAAGCUACUAUCAGACCUAAUAUUUGGAGAAAGAAAUGUUAAUGAAGUUGUAAGUGAAUUAAUUGAAAGAAAUUUGCUCUCAUCUUCUGAGUUGGUUGCAACUAAUAUGCAGGAAAAUCUGCUCUUUGAGCAAUCUACUCAUCCUGUUGCAGACGAUGUUAAGGAUGCGGUUCUGUAUGGGCUACCAACUCUAGAAAGCCUAUAUGCAAAAAAUGAAAUACCAUUUAAGGAUAUCAUGCUCUCCAAGAAUUCUGGAUAUGGGGGAGAAAGCAAAUCUGAAAAUUUAAGUAGGUCCGAUAAGGUUAAAAAUACUUUGACCUACUCGUUAUUAUACUCAAGGCAUUUGACUUUGAGGCUUCUAGUUUACAUUAUGAACUAUAUCUUGUUUACUAGGUAUGAACCUCUGGGCGACUCAGAUCCGGAUACUAUCAUUAUCACCAAAUAUUAUGCUCAAGAAGCACUGGACUUUUCUGUGGAUUGUUUCAAGAACUCUAUGAUUUUUUUUGAAAACAUCAACAAUCCAAUUUUCAAGUCAGCUAGUGUUCUUCUACUUCCUCAGUGCUUAGACGUUUGUCAUCGAUCACUUCAAUAUUUUAUCUGUUUGAUUCUUAGAGUGAAGUGUGGGAAUAUUACAGGUAACGGUGGAGGACAAUGUCCAUUUUUUGCUGUCAAGAAUGAAUCAGGAACCGAAUCAGAAAAUGAAAAGGAAGCAGAUUUGAACAAUCCAGGAUUUUUAAAUGGUAAGGAUAUUAUGUCCAUGAGCACUUCGAAGAUUGAUCUGGAUGAUACAGACAGCUUACUCCAAACAUUGAUAUCUAAUAUAUCUAGUUUCUACUCACUGACACAAAGAUUAGCCAAAAGUUAUACGCUGGCAAUCCGGAUAAUGAAAUCUACCGGCUUUUUCAUGACCCUUUUGAACGAUCAGAGCUCUAAAAACCAAAUGAAUUCCUUUUUACCUCCAAAGCACCCAAAAAUUCCUAGUAUUGCUAGCCUUCUGAGAAAUGACGGUGCAGCAUUUUUGAAUGCGGACGUGAGUCAGUUGAGAAGAUGUCCUGUUUAUCAAGAUACUAUUGGGUUCGAUGUGACUAGAAACUCUUCCUUUCCAGGUCCUUUACGAACUUCUAUUGAUCGUAUUGGGACUCAAUUACCGCCACUUAAAUCGUAUAAGCCAAUUACCUACACAAGUAGUGAUGUUCGUGGUUGUUCUUCUAGGGGAGCUAGUAGGGGUAGUUCGGCAAUAUCAUCUCCAGGAGUUAGCAACCUCGACGGUCCUCCUAUUAAAAGACAAAGAACCAUGGAGAAUAUAACAUCGAUACCAAGACCUACUGAGAAGCACAUGGGAAGGUUGAAUGGUUUCGAUAUGAUAAAUAAUUCAAAUGGUAACAUAUUAGAUGUAAACAACCUUCCCGUUCCCGCACUAAAUCCCCUCUCACCGAAUGGUAUGCUUUUCCAAGAUCUAGGUGCCACUCCAAAUCACACUGCUAAUGGAACUGCAGUAGGAACUCCGAAUGAUCUUGAAAACUUCUUGAUGGCCAACACAAAUUUCAAUGGUAUCAAUCCGUCGAAUAUUGUUGAAGCAUUCGGUAUUAACAAGACAGAUCCUAAUUUGGGUCUUACAAAUAUGGAUUUUCUUCCUAUUGACAACUUGGGUUUUGAUUAUGAACCUGAUUUAAACAACAUAUUUAAUGGAGAAACAGGAACUCUAAAAUUUGAUACAAAUGAAACUAUCUAA